Perognathus longimembris pacificus (Pacific pocket mouse) is the source of this 2419-nucleotide messenger RNA. It is a transcript of the gene Nmt2, whose product is annotated as N-myristoyltransferase 2. Gene Ontology annotation, molecular function: glycylpeptide N-tetradecanoyltransferase activity. Lineage: Eukaryota; Metazoa; Chordata; Mammalia; Rodentia; Heteromyidae. Gene Ontology annotation, biological process: N-terminal peptidyl-glycine N-myristoylation. Bases 101 to 1558 code for a protein of 485 amino acids. Gene Ontology annotation, cellular component: cytoplasm. The transcript is spliced from 13 exons. The record is from RefSeq and is a predicted model, not a curated record.
GGCGCCGCCGCCGCCGCGAUGGCGGAGGACAGCGAGUCUGCGGCCAGCCAGCAGAGCCUGGAGCUGGACGACCAGGACACGUGCGGGAUCGACGGGGACAAUGAAGAGGAAGCCGAGCUCACCAAAGGAAGUCCUGGAGGGGACUUGGGAGCCAAAAAGAAAAAGAAGAAGCAGAAGAGAAAAAAGGAGAAGCCGAAUUCUGGAGGCACCAAGUCUGAUUCUGCGUCGGAUUCCCAGGAGAUUAAAAUUCACCAGCCUGCAAAACACCACACCAUCUGGCAGCAGAUUUCAGCUGGAGCAGCCAUGGAACCCCACCCUCCCCAUGCAGAAGCUGCAGGACAUCCAGAGAGCCAUGGAGCUGCUGUCGGUGUACCAGGGCCCAGCCAGGAGCAUUGACGAGGCCACCAGGCGCAGAUACCAGUUCUGGGACACGCAGCCCGUGCCCAAGCUCCAUGAAGUCGUGACUUCCCAUGGUGCAAUUGAACCCGACAAGGACCACGUGCGGCAGGAGCCGUACUCGCUGCCACAGGGCUUUAUGUGGGAUACUCUGGACUUGGGUAACGCCGAGGUGCUCAAGGAGUUGUACACGUUGUUAAAUGAGAAUUACGUGGAGGACGAUGACAACAUGUUCCGCUUCGACUACUCGCCCGAGUUCCUGCUGUGGGCUCUGCGUCCCCCAGGCUGGCUCCUGCAGUGGCACUGCGGGGUCCGAGUGUCUUCCAAUAAGAAACUGGUGGGGUUCAUAAGCGCCAUCCCAGCCAACAUCCGCAUUUACAACAGUGUGAAGAGGAUGGUAGAAAUCAACUUCCUUUGUGUUCAUAAGAAGUUGAGAUCAAAGCGGGUAGCCCCCGUGUUGAUUCGAGAAAUCACCAGAAGAGUGAACCUGGAGGGGAUCUUCCAGGCAGUCUACACAGCCGGAGUGGUUCUGCCGAAGCCGGUGGCCACGUGCAGAUACUGGCAUCGAUCCCUAAAUCCCAGAAAAUUAGUAGAAGUGAAGUUCUCUCACUUGAGUAGAAAUAUGACACUGCAGAGAACCAUGAAGCUGUACAGGCUUCCUGAUGCUACCAAGACUUCAGGUUUGAGACCAAUGGAACCCAAAGAUAUCAAAGCAGUUCAAGGACUGAUCAACCGGUACCUGAAGCAGUUUCACCUGGCUCCGGUGAUGGACGAGGAGGAAGUGGCCCACUGGUUCCUGCCCCAGGAGCACAUCAUCGACACGUUUGUAGUGGAGAGCCCCAGGGGGAGACUGACGGACUUCCUGAGCUUCUACACCCUCCCCUCCACCGUCAUGCACCACCCGGCCCACAAGAGCCUCAAGGCGGCCUACUCCUUCUACAACAUCCACACGGAGACGCCCCUGCUGGACCUCAUGAGCGACGCGCUCGUCAUAGCCAAGCUGAAAGGAUUUGAUGUCUUCAAUGCCCUAGAUUUGAUGGAAAAUAAGACCUUCUUGGAAAAGCUCAAGUUCGGCAUAGGAGAUGGGAAUUUACAGUACUAUUUGUACAACUGGAGGUGUCCAGGAACAGAGUCUGAGAAGGUUGGCCUUGUCCUCCAGUAGAUGGAUUUGUCCGUUUCUAGGACUCUGGCGUCCUCCUUCAUUACUGUCUAUUCAGUGGUUCCUGGAACUGCCAUUCCAAAGUACAAGCACAAGUUCAGUGAAGUCACCUAGUCGACAACAACCCUACACUCACAAAGCGUCUCGCGGCCAGUAGUGCAUCCAGAUAGCUAGAACGUGGGGGGAAUGACCCUCUCUCGGCUGUUUACGGUGUGUGGGGAGGACGCAGAGUGGAGAGAACACCCUCCUCUGGGUCUCAGACUUGCAGCUUCUCUGGGGAAAGGAGGGGAUUUUCCAUUCCUGAGAAGUGGGACUUUGCUAUGGACGGAGCCAUGUUACAGCAGUGUGUGCCGGAAACCUCUGGCCGCGAGCCUUUCUCAUUGCUGGGCGGUCCGGCGUGUGUCAGGAAGGAUCCAUGUGGGAAGUGCUUGCCUUGCACAGUUCCCCUGGGAAGGUCGGGACGGACAGCCAUGGAGCCACGUGACAAUGUCCCAGGGGACGGGCACACUCGUGACUCCAUAAGCAAAAGGGCCAAAUGGGAGCGCGCACAGCUUUGAUCCUUAGCCGGCCGGCAGAGUUUUGGGCCCACCUUUAAUGUGUUUUCAGAAAGAACGCGCACGUGUGACUGCCCGGGCUUUGCUGCCAUCGGCAAUCUCCAGUUCCUUGUUGGAGACGUCAAGGAUAUGUGAGCAGAGGAAAUAAAAGCUCUCACGUUAAAAAUCAAGGCCUGGUGGCAUUUAUUAAUGCUGUCAGGACAAAGGUGGUAUUGAAUGUUCUUAUUACUUAUGCAAAGUUGCACAUAUUCCCCCUGUUACCGUGAAAACUUGUGGUAAUGGAAAAUGUCUUUCUUGUAAAUAAGUGUUC